Molecule: messenger RNA, 1926 nt
Organism: Eremothecium sinecaudum
Lineage: Eukaryota; Fungi; Ascomycota; Saccharomycetes; Saccharomycetales; Saccharomycetaceae
Gene: MET12
Product: methylenetetrahydrofolate reductase (NAD(P)H) MET12
Exons: 1
Coding region: 1-1926 (641 amino acids)
Biological process (GO): tetrahydrofolate interconversion
Cellular component (GO): cytosol
Molecular function (GO): FAD binding; methylenetetrahydrofolate reductase [NAD(P)H] activity
Source: RefSeq, a predicted model, not a curated record
AUGUCUACUAUUAGAAGAAUUUAUGAUGAGUCGUCUGGUCCCACUAUUUCGUUGGAAUUCUUUCCACCCAAAACUGCUUCGGGUAAAAGUAACUUAUUGGCUAGAAUUGAACGUAUGAGUGCUAUGAACCCUCUGUUUCUAACGGUAACAUGGGGAGCAGGUGGAUCUACUGCAGAAAAGACUUUGGAGUUAGCCGCUUUAGUCCAAAGAGUAAUUAAUAUUCCUGUUUGUAUGCAUUUGACUUGUACUAACAUGGACAAAGAUGUAAUAGAUUAUGCGUUACAGAAGGCUAAAGACGCUGACAUCCGUAAUAUACUGGCUUUAAGAGGAGAUCAGCCUAUUGAGCAAGAUUCUAUGGCUGAAGGGAGCGGGGAGUUUAAAUAUGCAGUCGACUUGGUUCGUUAUAUAAAAGAAAAGCACGGCGAUGACUUCUGUGUGGGAGUUGCAGCUUAUCCUGAAGGCCACUGUGAAGGGGAGGCAAAUGAAGGUGAACAGGAUGUGAUGCGUGAUCUUCCGUUUUUGAAGCAGAAGAUUGAAGCUGGAGCGGAAUUUGUGAUAACACAGUUGUUCUACGAUGUUGAGAAGUUCCUAAGCUUUGAAGCCAUUUUCAGCUCUCAAAUAUCUGCGACAGUACCAUUAAUUCCAGGUUUGAUGCCUAUAAAUUCUUUUCUCUUAUUUAACCGAGCUGCAAAGUUAUCUCACACGUCUAUACCAGAGUCAAUUUUAGACAGAUUUCCUCACCAUGUUCGGGGAGAUGAUUUAAAGGUACGAGAGAUCGGAGUUGAUAUCAUGGUUGAUAUCGUGAAUAAAAUAUGGGAACGUACAUCAGGACGUGUGAAGUGUUUCCAUUUUUACACGUUGAAUUUAGAGAAAUCCAUAGCACAGAUUGUUACCAGAUCCCCUGUCCUCUCUAAGAUUCUGGAAGAUGAUUCUGAAGCUGAGUCCCAAUGCAAUGAACAGGAAGAUAUCGUUAUAACAGAUGCUGACGGAAUAGCAAAUACUAUAGAUAACAUUAAGAAGAGGAGAAGGCGCUCUAGUAUCCAAAAUGGUGACGUUGCGAACCGUGUGUUAGUCGAUGAACAUAGUAGUGCUAAUUUCAAUAGAAAAGGGAACGGAGCUCCAUCCCGUAAAGUUGUUGUUGCUAUUUCUCAAGGCUCUGGAUCACUAGGUCGUCAUGCAACUUGGGAUGAAUUUACUAAUGGUCGGUUUGGUGAUUCAAGAUCCCCAGCGUACGGUGAAAUUGACGGCUAUGGUCCUUCACUUAAAGUAAGCAGUAACGCCGCGUAUAAGAUCUGGGGCCAACCUAGCUGUAUUGAGGAUCUCAUCAAUAUUUUUAUUGGAUACCUCGACAGCUCUAUAGAGAAGUUACCUUGGUGCGACCUUGGUAUUUCUUCGGAAACCGCUCUCAUCCAAGAAGAACUAAUUGAGCUUAAUAAGCGUGGCUAUUUAACGCUGGCAUCACAGCCUUCAACAAACUCUACUCCUAGUGCUGACAAGAUUUUUGGCUGGGGACCUCCAGGAGGCAUGGUUUACCAGAAAGCCUUCGUAGAGCUAUUUAUUAACAAAGAAACGUGGGAGCAGGUCAUAAAGCCUCGGAUAGAUGCUUCGGAAAGUUAUUUGAGUUAUUAUGUUGGUGACAGCAGUGGCAACUUUCAAUCGAAUAUGGAACCGGAAAGUUCAAGCGUUGUUACCUGGGGCGUAUUUCCUAACUCCCAAAUACUUCAAACAACAAUUAUAGAAGAAGAAUCAUUUAAAGCUUGGAAUGAUGAGGCUUUCAAAAUAUGGGUUGAAUGGAGUAAAUUGUUCCCUCGGAACAGUCCUUCAUACAGCUUACUCAGACAAAUGCAUAGAGACUACUAUCUAGUAUCCAUUGUCUACCAUAAUUUUACAGAUUUUGACGGCCUGUGGAAUUUGCUUUUGUCCUGA